UGGCGCAUGCGCUGAGGUGUGGAGUCGGCCCGGCCCCACAGUUCGCGGAGGCUCCUGAGCUGCGGCCCGGCGGGGUCAAAGCACCGCCUCGCCCCCGCCUCCUUCCUGGCGGUUGGUUUCCAGGGACGCGGCGGUUGCUGCGGCUGAGAGGCGGCGCGUGAGGGGGCUCUGGCCCUUCCGGGGAGCGGCGGAUCGGACACGCGGCCGGCUCGUGCCAGUGCGGAGCGAAUCCCGGGCCCCGGGGCGGGAAAUUGGAGCGAACAACUCCCAUCUCCUUUCGGUCUCUGCAGAAAUGGUUCAGCUCCAUGUGAAGCGUGGCGACGACAGCCAAUUCCUGUUGGAAACAACAUGCGGCAUCUCCAUAGAAGACUUAACACAGCAAGUCACCAGGAUCUACAAUCGCAGGCUCAAAGUGCAGCGUAUUUGCUCAGAAAUGGAGGAGCUGGCAGAACAUGGUGUCUUCUUGCCUCCUAAUAUGCAAGGACUGACAGAUGAACAGAUUGAAGAUUUGAAAUUAAAGGAUGAAUGGGCAGAUAAAUGUGUACCAAGUGGUGGAAGUGUCUUUAAAAAGGAUGAAAUUGGACGAAGAAAUGGACAUGCUCCAAAUGAAAAAAUGAAAGAAGUUUUAAAAAAGACAGUAGAGGAAGCUAAAGCACAAAUAUCUAAGAAACAAGUUCAAGCUAAUGUAUGUGUUAAUAUGGAGAUGGUGAAAGAUGCACUGGACCAGCUCCGUGGAGCUGUAAUGAUUGUUUAUCCGAUGGGAUUGCCGCCACAUGAUCCAAUUAGAAUGGAGUUUGAAGAUAAAGAAGACUUGUCCGGAACUCAUGCUGGACUUGAGGUUAUUGAAGAGUCUGAAGCACAAUUGUGGUGGGCAGCAAAGGAGUUAAAAAGAACAAACAAACUUUCAGACUUUGUGGGCAAAAAUGAAAAAACUAAAAUCAUUGUCAAGCUACAGAAAAAAGGACAAGGUGCCCCAUCACGUGAACCUGUGAUAAGUAAUGAAGAGCAAAAACAGAUGAUGCUGUAUUAUCACAGGAAGCAGGAGGAACUCAAGAAAUUAGAAGAAAAUGAUGACGACUCCUAUUUAAAUUCAGAAUGGGCAGACAGUCAUGCUUUGAAAAGACAGUUUCAUGGUGUAAAAGAUAUUAAGUGGGGACCAAGAUGAAGCUCUCCAAACAGACUUUUUAUCUUAGAAAUAAAUAAAUAAUUGACCCACCCUUGUUUUGGAAAUGACAAGCACAUUAGUAAACCUCAGUUAGCAUUUGUGGCAAAUGUUGAAAUUUCCAGUUUCUUAGUAGAGGUUCAUUUUAAGCUUGAGUUUUUCAAUGAAAAUGUCACAUUUCUAUUAACUGUCUGUAGCAGGACUCUUCUGUAGUAUGACUAUGUAGAUUACACAUUGUAAAUUUUCAUAAUUCUGUUUUUACAAAUGUUUGUAACUGGAAUAAUUAAAUCUUAAAUUAUUUUGCGGACAGCAUUCAUAGCUAAUAAAAAUAAUUAAAUGGU
Molecule: messenger RNA, 1503 nt
Organism: Chelonia mydas (Green sea turtle)
Lineage: Eukaryota; Metazoa; Chordata; Testudines; Cheloniidae
Gene: CFAP298
Product: cilia and flagella associated protein 298
Exons: 8
Coding region: 293-1165 (290 amino acids)
Biological process (GO): regulation of cilium movement
Source: RefSeq, a predicted model, not a curated record